This is a messenger RNA of Symphalangus syndactylus (siamang), 4887 nucleotides long. It is a transcript of the gene BLOC1S6, whose product is annotated as biogenesis of lysosomal organelles complex 1 subunit 6. Gene Ontology annotation, biological process: intracellular transport. NCBI's taxonomy places the organism in Eukaryota, Metazoa, Chordata, Mammalia, Primates, Hylobatidae. The record is from RefSeq and is a predicted model, not a curated record. Gene Ontology annotation, cellular component: transport vesicle; BLOC-1 complex.
GGAGUCUCGCCCUGUCGCCCCGGCUGGAGUGCAGUGGAGCUGCUCAGCUCACUGCAACCUCUGACUCCCUGGUUAAAGCGAUUCCAGGAUAAUCUAUUUCAACACCAGAUAAUUAACAACCUUAAUUCCCAUUUCCUAUGCAAGCUAACAUAUUCACAGCUUCUGGUGUUUAGGCUGUGGACAUCUUUGAGGGGCUAUUAUUCUGCCUACCAUAGGUAAUAAGGAGGAGCUAAUACUAAGAGGAAAAGAGGCCCAAAGAGGAAAGGGUGUGAACGCACUGAUAAGGGCAAUGGGGAGCCAGUGCAAGUUUCUGAGGCUUUCAAAUUCUUAUUUUUUUGAAAUAAGCUUUGGUUGCAGCUGAGAAAACUGAACAGGCAUAAUUGGGGAGGCCACCAUUACAGUUGAGAUGAGAGGGUGUAAGCUAGAGAUGGCAGAGCUAAAUCGUUUUCUUUGGUCCAAAGCUGCCUAUGCCUUUUUCUAAGUGUUUUCCAACAGAAUUCAUGAGAUCAUUCCGCAGGAUCUCAGCUAGUGCAGUUUCUGAUAACUUGGCCGAAUUUGUUCAGUAGCUGCUGCAACGGAGGGCUUAAAUCUUUCAUCUACACUUAACAAGGGGAGCCCGGAAAAGUGGCAAAACCCUAGUUAGCUAGGCUGAGGCUCGCAGAGACCUAGGCAUCUAAUUUUUUAACGGUCCAAAUUGCAGGGAAAGCGAGCACUCCCUGUUCUUAAAGUUUUCCCUCAACACGGAGACAACACUAAAAAGCUGUGCCUCGUGAGGGCUGAAAGUCCUGUUUUCUCCCUAGCUUCGGUGAACAAAGCCUGACGGCUCCCCCGCGUCCAACAAAGACAACGCUCUUCCGGUCUUCGUGACCCACCCCGUGAGCAGCCCAAACCCGCCACCGUCCUCCCCCAGCUCCCACCAAUCGGAUCGCAGGGACUCGAGCCCCGCAAUGCUGAGUCCGCUGACACUGUGUCCGCGGCCAGACGACGAUAUCAGCGCGGGGUCACCACAACGCCAUGGGGCAGAGCCAACUCUCGAGCGCGUGACCGAAGCCUGCAGUUUUUCGCCUCCGUCACUUCCGGGUGCGACAAUCUCUUCUGUCCGGCCAGCCACUGGAGUCGUUAGGUGCCUCCUUCUUGCUUCUGACGAGCCACACGUUUGCCCCUUCCCUCUGUUCCCAGCUGGAGGGACAUGAGUGUCCCUGGGCCGUCGUCUCCGGACGGGGCCCUGACACGGCCACCCUACUGCCUGGAGGCCGGGGAGCCGACGCCUGGUUUAAGUGACACUUCUCCAGAUGAAGGGUUGAUAGAGGACUUGACCAUAGAAGACAAGGCUGUGGAGCAGCUGGCAGAAGGAUUGCUUUCUCACUAUUUGCCAGAUCUGCAGAGAUCGAAACAAGCGCUGCAGGAACUCACACAGAACCAAGUUGUAUUGUUAGACACACUGGAACAAGAGAUUUCAAAAUUUAAAGAAUGUCAUUCUAUGUUGGAUAUUAAUGCUUUGUUUGCUGAGGCUAAACACUAUCAUGCCAAGUUGGUGAAUAUAAGAAAAGAGAUGCUGAUGCUUCAUGAAAAAACAUCAAAGUUAAAAAAAAGAGCACUUAAACUGCAGCAGAAGAGGCAAAAAGAAGAGUUGGAAAGGGAGCAGCAACGAGAGAAGGAGUUUGAAAGAGAAAAGCAGUUAACUGCCAGACCAGCCAAAAGGACGUGAAAAGUUGUGUUUGUGUGUUUCCUUUUCCUGUCCCAUAUUUGGGUUAUGAUGACUCAAGUGUAGACUGAAGUUGAGGUGGUGCCUUACGCCAUUAUGUCGUAUGUUGAAAUCCUUAUUCCGGUGUUACUGUGUCUCCAUGCCUUUUUUCCAAGUAGCAGACGUCAUGUUGCUUGGUUUUUGAUAUUUAUAUGUAAGUUUUUCAAAUUUUGUUUAAUUUUAAAAUUUAUUAUUUUGAUCUUGAAUUAUUUAUAAACUGGAAAGUGGUUUGAUUAUUGUGAGUCAAAACUCUAAUUGGUUAAAAAUUAGUGUGAAUUUUUUAGCUUCUUAAUGAAUACAGAUUUAAAACUCUCCAGUUCUUAUUUUAUGAAAUGACUUGCCUUUCUGAUAAUACAAUGCUGAUUUUUUAGUAAUUGCCUUUUCAUUACUUUGUUAAGAAGAAAUGCCAGCUGUUUAAUCACACCUACCCCUGGAAAAGAGGUAAGCCUUUUGAACAGUUGAAUUUCAUCAGAAGCUCUAUAGCUUUUUGGUGAGAGGAAGUGAUACUCUUUAUUAUAAGAAACAAGGAAUUAACAAAAAUAAGGAACUUGUUGCUACCUUUCUUUUCUGUUGAACAUUAAAAAUAGUUUGGUUUGUGGACUGGCCAUGGUGGCUUAUGGAAAAGAGCCUUUGUGAAGAACAUAAUGGAAAAGUGCAUGCACGGGAAAUAACAGCACUUUAGGUGUAGUUCAGGUGAGCAAGAUGCCAGAUAGAUUCUACUAACCAUAUACUCUCUCUGCUUCUUAGCGUCGUUGUCACUGCUUCUGUGGCUUUUGGGUUCACAGUAGAUUAUAUAUAUUCCUAAAGCUUGGUGGAGGUGGCGGAGCUAUCACACACUCAAAUGAGCUUGUAUAUUUAUAAUACAAUGUAGUAUUAUAGUAACAGUUAUCAUACACUGAGAUAUAGUUUCUGUGCUUGUAAAAAAUUCUUGAAGUGAGGCUGGGCGCAGUGGCUCAUGCCUGUAAUCCCAACACUUUGGGAGGCUGAGGCAGGCGGAUCACAUGGUCAAAAGAUUGAGACCAUCCUGGCCAACAUGGUGAAACCCCAUCUCUACUAGAAAUACAAAAAUUAGCUGGGUGUGGUGGCGUGCGCCUGUAGUCCCAGCUACUUGGGAGGCUGAGGCAGGAGAAUCGCUUGAACCCGGGAGGCAGAGGUUGCAGUGAGCCAAGAUUGUGCCACUGCACUCCAGCCUUGGUGACAGAGCAAGACUCUGUCUCAAAAAAAAAAAAAAAGAAAAGAAAAUUUCUUGAAGUGGAAUGAUGUACACCAACUACCCACUUUAUAGAUAAUUACAGGGAUGGUGAAGAAUUAGUAAAUAGCUUCACAAAAGAGGCAGCAUGAUACCUUUAGUGUUUUCUAGAAUUUUUUUCUGGAUAUUAUAUGUAAGAAUUUAUUGUUUGAGGGAAAUAUGAGGUUUCAUUGUUUAAAAUCAAGAGUGUAUUGUUUACUGUUUUACAGUAUUAUUUAAUAUCCAACUGGUCUCCAAUCUCCAUUACAUAGGGACUGUACAGAGCCUGUGAAGAUGUAUCAAUGGUAUCUUUUAUAAUCCACAGUACAUUUUUGGUAAGAUGGAAUCACUACCUCUGAUCACAUAUCAGGCUAACAAUGGAGAAAGCAUUAGGUUUAAGUUGAAGCUAAGAACUGGUUUGUUUAAAGGUUUAAAUUGUUGGAAAGAGCAUUUGCCUUCUUUAAUGAAUGAUGGUGUCACAAUUCAGUUGACUUUGACCUAAUAUUUAAGAAUAUAAAUAUAUUUUAUUUGAAAGGCUGAGUGUUGCCCUCAAACACUUGCUAAAACUGCCUAGGGCAGGAUUCAUUAGGGCUUGCAGACAAUGUCACCUAAAUUGCUGAAUGUACUCAUCAUAAUAUGAUAUCUGACAAAGGUAGUACAGUGUUUCUGAGUCAUUUGGGACCAACUGCAGUGGUUGUUUAAAAUGCUGGUUCCUGCACACAAUUCUCUAUUUACUGAAGCACAUCUGUUUUGUUUGUUUGUUUUGCUUUGCUUUUUGUUUUUAAAGUUUCGCCAGUGAUUCCAGUGCACCUGAAAAGUUGAGAACCACAGGCUUAGUGGUAGGCUGGGGUUUCCCACACUAGGCUGCAUAGUAUUAUCACCUGGGAACGUUAAAAAAAAUGCAGACAUUCUCGAUUCUUAGUGUAGUUAUGAUGUGGAUCCCAUGUAUUUUUUAAAAAGCUCUCCAGAUAAUUUUGAUGUCACGAGUCACUAGUAUAGAUUAUCUACCUAGUGAGUUGUAUUAUAAGCAAUGAAAUACUUUAAAAGCUACCCAGUAACUCUUGGGAUUAAUAAAUUCUGAGCUGCUGCUUUUGAUAUAUAGUCAGACUUAAGACUGAAUCCCAGUAGACAGGCAAUAGAUACAGAAUUCUGGUUAGUUAAUUGAACUUUUGUGACCUGUUUAAAAACAAAUCAAAUUUAUUGAACAAAUGACAAGGCACAAAUACUUUCAGAAUUGUAUUUCAGUUUUGAAGAUUUAAAAAAAUGUGAAAAUAAAUAUAUAUUACUAUCCUCUAUUUUAAAGUCAAUUGUAAACCAGAAGUACUGUUUCUUUGGUGAUUAAAAUCCAAACCUUUAGCUGUAUUUCAGUAACAAAAACAUACCUUACUAGACUGUGAUGACUCACACCUGUAAUCCCAGUGCUUUGGGAGGCUGAGGUGGGAAGAUUCUUUGAGUCCAGGAGUUCAAGGCUGCAGUGAAUUCUGAUCGCACCACUAAACUCCAGCCCAUAUGACAGAAUGAGACCCUGUUUCUAAAAACAAGACAAACAAACAAACAACGUAUCUUACUGACUAAACUGGAAUGGAACUUUUAUAAUUAGUGUUAUAUUUUUCUGCAAAAUAGUGAAUUGGUACUUGGGAGACUUCUGUUUUUUGUUGAAAAAAAUUGCCUUUGUUUUGAAAUUAUAUCACUUGUGUUCUGAACUAAAAUGAUGGGAGUUCAUUUUGUAUUUACUUUGCAGUAAGUAUCAUGUAAAUAUGCAAAUGUUGAAUGUCAUAUAGAUUGUGUCCUCAUUGAGUUUUUGGGUGAUACAGUUUAUAAAUAUAACAAUUAUACACCCUCAUACAUUCAUCUGAUUUUGAGCUUGUAAGAUGAGAACUGCUUUUUACACAUUUAAUAAAAAAAGGUCUCUGAA